CACUGCUCCCGUGUUUCAGGUAUAGGAUCGUCACGAGUCAUUAGCCGGUCCCUCUUCCUUGAACAGCAUAUAGACCGGCUUCCCAUAUUGAGAUGCGGUACAGAUCGCUGAGAGCAACCUAUAUUGAAGACCACACUCCUUGCUCCUAUCUUGACCACACGGGAUCAUGGCGGCCAUCUCGAAGUUGAUAGCUUGGAGCUCCAUGCUAGUCCUCGCUCAAUCUACUAGGAUAGAGCGCCGAUGGAACAACUCCAUUGGACUUACUCCACACAUGGGCUGGAGUAGCUGGAACGUCGCGCAAUGUGAUUCUGCAUCGGAGAAAUACGCUUUGGACACCGCAAACCGGUUUGUCGAGCUGGGUUUAAAAGACCUCGGAUACACUUACAUUAACAUUGAUGACUGCUGGUCAACUAAAGAAAGGGACGGGGAAGGCAACCUUGUUCCUGACCCUACCAAAUGGCCUAACGGAAUCCGCGCUGUAGUAGAUCAAAUCCACGACAUGGGGCUGAAAUUUGGUCUCUACGGGUGCGCUGGUGAAUUGACCUGCGCCAGCUACCCCGGUUCCCAGGGCCAUGAGGUGCAAGAUGCGCAGCUCCUAGCCUCCUGGGAUAUUGACUUUUGGAAGCACGAUAACUGUUUCACCCCAUGCACUACUGAGCCGCCGCCCCAGACCUGUUGGGAAGAUUCCGUGGACACCAGGCCAUGGUAUGUGACAAUGCACGAUGCGCUCCAGAGUGUAUCUGAUACAAAGGCGAUCUUGUUCAAUAUGUGCCAGUGGGGUAGGAAUGAGGUGUGGACUUGGGGGGCUCCGUUAGGCCACUCUUGGCGCAUUGAGGGCGACAACUGGGGAGACUGGGAAUCGGUGAUUAGAAUCGGUGCCAGGGCAUCGGAUAUCUCUGAGUUUUCGGGUCCGGGGGGCUUCAAUGACCUUGACAUGCUAUUUGUGGGUAAUGGGGUGUUAACAGAGCCCCAAGAGCGACUGCAUUUUGGGCUCUGGGCAAUUACUAAGUCGCCCCUCGUCAUUGGAGCUGAUCUGAAUACCAUUCCGGAGACAUCGCUGGCUAUCCUGACCAACAAGGAUAUUAUUGAUAUCAAUCAAGAUGAACUUGGCAUCGCUGCAGGCAUCUUCCAGCCCCCAAGCGCCCCUGCACCGGUCGCUGGCGAAAUAUAUCCGUACUGGGCUGGGCGAGUGAGUGACGGCGUAGUGAUUGCAUUCGCUGCCGCCAGCGGUGGGGGGGAAUUUUCAGUCAACUUUGUUGAUGUACCAGGGCUCCAGUCGGGUCCCUAUGAGUGGAAGGAGCUGUAUUCUGGAGAGACUGGUACUGGCGAGGGAAUCACUUUUGAUGUGGCAGAUGACGACUUUGCUAUCUUCAAGGUCACGACUGCUUGAAUUAUGCAUACUGGUAGCAUAGUCCUUAAGUCUGGGAGAAUCGGGUGUCUGUUGGUAAUCCCCGCCCGCUAAUAGCUUAUGCUGGAUUAGAAACGGGAAACUAGAUUAGGGAUUAACUUUAUUAAGAAUACACCCUCCUGCUGUUGAUUCUUAC
Molecule: messenger RNA, 1544 nt
Organism: Aspergillus versicolor CBS 583.65
Lineage: Eukaryota; Fungi; Ascomycota; Eurotiomycetes; Eurotiales; Aspergillaceae
Product: glycoside hydrolase family 27 protein
Exons: 4
Coding region: 167-1390 (407 amino acids)
Biological process (GO): carbohydrate metabolic process
Molecular function (GO): hydrolase activity, hydrolyzing O-glycosyl compounds
Source: RefSeq, a predicted model, not a curated record